AUGGAAAAACUCUCGAGUGGCGACAGACUGCCCCCACCAUCUGCGGAUCUCUCUGUGUCAGAAGAUGAGGUCUGGCCCGAUCCGCCAGUGACUCCUUGGGCUCCCAUGCAUACUCAACCUCUACCUGAGAGUUCCGAGUCAGCAACCGAAAACAGCGAACCCUGGGGCAGUGCACAGCAACCAGAUGUGGAGGACAGCGGGUGCUCAUAUGUAGAGACAUUUCCUGGCCCUACAGGCACUCCGGUCGGGAGAGCACCAACGGACUAUCAGCAACAUGCCGAGUGGCAAAAGCAAAACCAACUGGAAUCAUGGUAUCCAUUCGCAUCUCAGGAUGAGUGGGAAUUGGGCCGCUGGUUAAUAAGAUCCGGUUGCAGCACUGAAAGGAUUGACGAGUUCUUGAGAUUGAAUAUGGUGAGUCUCGUCGCAGAUGUUGUGAGCCCUGUGCGAGCUGAUUCCUUGCAGAUGCGUAGCCGUAUGAGGCCUGCAUUCAAAAACACCAGAGCGUUGCACAAACGCGUCGAUCUGCUGCCCGAGUCUUCACCUUGGUUUUUCAAGCCCCUCAAAGUCACAGGAAACCUCAAGGACCACCACAACAAGUAUUUGGAGGAGGACUUGGAGUUGUGGUAUCGCAACCCUGUGGAUUGUAUAGCAGAAUUACUCCAAAAUCCCGCCCUGGACGGACGGUUAGGUUUUGAACCACGACGCGUGUAUCGCUACCCCAAUUCGAUGGAUCGUGAAUACAACGAGAUGUGGAGUUGCGACUGGUGGUGGGAAAGACAGAAGUUACUGCCUGAGGGUGCCACCGUGUGCCCUGUCAUUAUAUCGUCUGAUAAGACCCAUUUGACGAACUUCUCGGGUGACAAACAGGCAUGGCUGGUAUACAUAAGUGUCGGUAAUAUACCGAAAGAGCUCCGUCGCAGUCCCUCGGCCAAGGCAAUGGUUCUGCUAGGCUAUCUCCCAGUCGCUAAAUUCGCAUGUUUUGAUGAGGCCCGCCAGGCUGUGGAAAAGUAUCAAUUAUUCCAUCGCUGUAUGCGUAUCAUCAUGGAACCUCUGAUUAAAGCUGGGCAAGAAGGAGUCCAAUUGCAGUGCGCAGACGGUUAUGUGCGCCUCUGUUUCCUGAUCCUCGCUGCCUAUAUUGCAGAUUACCCGGAGCAAUGUCUAGUCACUUGCAUCCGAGAGAACUCGUGCCCGCGUUGUCUUGUUCUGCCGAAGCAAAGAGGCGAAUACAUGGACAGACCCCCAUUACGCACGCCCGACCAUACUUUGGAGGUCCUCGACGACACCGCCCAGGGCAACAAGCACCCGGACUUCAAGAAAUAUAACUUGAGAUUGGUGGAUCCGUUCUGGCGUGAUUUGCCUUUCUGUGAUAUCUUCGAGGCCAUUAUGCCAGACCUUUUGCAUCAGUUGCACAAAGGUAUUUUCAAAGAUCACAUCUGUAAUUGGGCGGGUCAGGCUUUGGAAAUCGCAACAGGGCCAGGAGAAAUGGACGAACGCUUUAAAGCCAUGAGUUUGCACCCAGAUGUACGGCAUUUUGACGCUGGCAUCACGCACACAACCCAAUGGACGGGGAAAGAGCACAAGGCAAUGGAAAAGGUUUUGUUGGGUAUCCUAGAAGGCGCCGUCAAUGAUCGUGUCAUCCUCUGCGCCCGGGCAUUGCUUGAUUUCAUAUAUUACGCCUCCUUCGAGACCCACAGCGACAAGUCUUUGCGUAUGUUAGACAAGUCUUGGCUAUGUUUCCACCAAAACAAGAACAUAUUCGUAGAGCUGGAGCUCCGCAAGCACUUCAAUAUCAGCAAACUACAUAAUAUUCGGCAUUAUGUGGAUGCGAUUCGUUCAUUUGGCACCUUGGAUGGAUUCAACACCGAGAACACGGAACGUCUGCACAUUGAUUUGGCCAAGGUCGCAUAUCGGGCUUCUAACAAGCAGAACUACGUCCCACAAAUGAUAGGGUGGCUGCGCCGACGGGAGAACAUACACAAGAACACGAUUUACUUGCACUGGAGGACGCAAUGGACGGAGGAGCAUAAUGAGGAGUCAGACACCGAGGAUGAGGAUGACGCAGGCGAGGAUGAGGAGGAUGAUGACGUGGACCAGGUAGAGGUGGGUGAGGUUGCGGGAGCCAAGGAGGUAGUUCAUCGUGUGGCCUUGCGAGCACCACUGCCCGCGGUGCCCCUGCGCACGCUUGUGCAUGAGUAUGGGGCAGAGCAACUGUUGUCGGAACUCAAUUACUAUCUGGAGGAUGUAGGUUCGCAGUACAAGGCCUCAAUUUCUAGCACGUUCGCCGUGUAUCCGCGCGCCAGGCUGACCUUGCCUGUCAUACCUGAGGUCGGGACGGAACCAGUCAGAGACGCGCUGUCGGCGACCCCCGCCGUGCCCGCGCGACAUACCCCACAGGGAACCAAGCGAGCUGUACCACCCAAAUUCACCACGGCACUUUUCAAAACAGCAUCUACCGAUGUCAACAAAGGCCCGUUAGAUGGUCUAGCUGUUGGUCAGAUCCGUUUAAUCUUCGAUAGCCCACGCACUACCUCAGACACGACCAAGACCCCUUUGCUGUAUGUCCGUUGGUUCAAGCCCCUCCGUUUGCCGCAGACAGAAGCAGGGCUCUGCGAAACAUCAUGGUCCUCGCGACACGGAGCUACGCGGGCCACUGUAGUGCCUUUGACAGACGUCGUACGAAGCUGCCAUCUCAUGCCUCUGUUUGGGCGCCAUAUAGCCAAGGAGUUGGGGUGGCAGGCAAUUGACGUACUACACCAAGCACCCAAGGUUGCUCUGAAUCCUUAUCUUCGUUUGUAUGACUUCUAUUGGUUUCGGUAUAAGUUAUCUAUGCAUGAAGAGGAGGCGUCGCCGGAUCGAAAGGCGACUUUUGGUAAGAAACGCAAGCGUUGA
Psilocybe cubensis is the source of this 2889-nucleotide messenger RNA. RefSeq lists its product as uncharacterized. The transcript has 2 exons. The record is from RefSeq and is a predicted model, not a curated record. Bases 1 to 2889 code for a protein of 962 amino acids. NCBI's taxonomy places the organism in Eukaryota, Fungi, Basidiomycota, Agaricomycetes, Agaricales, Agrocybaceae.